This is a messenger RNA of Hylaeus anthracinus, 2975 nucleotides long. RefSeq names its product glucose dehydrogenase [FAD, quinone]-like. The transcript has 3 exons. The coding region runs from base 572 to 2455 and encodes 627 amino acids. The record is from RefSeq and is a predicted model, not a curated record. Gene Ontology annotation, molecular function: ecdysone oxidase activity; flavin adenine dinucleotide binding. Lineage: Eukaryota; Metazoa; Arthropoda; Insecta; Hymenoptera; Colletidae.
UAAUUACUAAUGUCACGAUUUUGAAAUAGUAGAUAAGAUUAACACAAAUUUGUAACGUGAAUUAAUUUCAGUCAAUUAACUUAUUUAAAUUAAAAGACCUCAGAUAUUAUUGUGGCUAUCAGUUGUAAAUCGAAAUGAUUAAAUGUUACGUGAGAGAAUGAAGCUAUUAAAAAAUGUAUUUACAAAAGUUGCUCGGUAUGAUGUAAAUACUUUUGUUGUAAAUUGUUUUUUUUUUUUAAGAUUUUCCAGAUCUUUGGAGAUCGCUCAUACCUCCAAAAAAUUUCUUAUAUUUUCGAAUGAAAAUUUUUAUGUUACACCUUCAAGCAUACAUCUUUCGAAUAGGGAACCAUUGACUAUAAAAUACAUCACCGGAGAAUAGAAAAAAAUUCAUAAAGGAGCCCUACCCCCCUAAUUGUUACGUGGAAUGUACAUACACGAAUGAAAAUUAUGUCAGAUCAAAUAGUCCCGAAUACCAUGCCAGAGUUCAACUGCCUACUCGCUCGUAAUACUUCGUCGAACAUUCACCUAUUGUUACAGAUUUGCUUCGAUUUGUCGCGUAGAGGAGCUCGCAAUGAACACGUGUGCAGCAACAAGUUGCAGUGCCGCGCUAUCGUCGCCGCCGCCCACUAUUUUCGCUCAAUUGGUGCAAACGAUUCUUGCAUCGCAGUGCACCUUGGGAAGCGGUGAGGGGAUCUAUCCAGCUGAUCGUUCAGACGAUGUUUCGUCUUCAAGAAUGGAAUUCGAUUUCGUGAUCGUUGGAGGUGGAACGGCGGGUAGCAUUUUAGCCAACAGGCUAACCGAAGUAGAAGAUUGGAACGUCUUAUUGAUCGAGGCUGGGGACAAUCCAAGCAUGGAAAGCGAUGUUCCUGGUUUGACGGCAAUCGUCAUCGGUGGAUAUCAAGAUUACCGUCACUUGACCGAACCCCAAAGAAACGUCUGCCAGAGCAUGAAGAGGAAACAAUGCGUAUGUUCGAUGGGCAAAGCGCUCGGCGGCAGUUCCGUCAUCAACGCGAUGAUUCACAUAUUCGGUAACGACCGAGACUACAACGAUUGGGUGAGAAUGGGUAACGAAGGAUGGAGCUACGAAGAGGUCUUGCCUUACUUCAGGAAAUCGAUCAGUUGUUCACCCGAACAGAUAGCGAUAACAGGGAGGAGGUACUGCGGUACCAACGGCCCCAUGAAAAUUAGGAGUUACAACGCUACUAACAUAGAAUUAAUGAACACCAUGCUAAACGGUGUACGCGAGAUGGGACUAAACGUCCUGGAAUCUUUAAAUGGCGAUCGUUACACUGGCUUUGGAAGAUCUCUAGGUACGCUUGAGAACAAACGACGCAACAACUGUGCGAAAGCAUUCCUGGCGCCCAUCAAAGACAGAAAGAACCUGUUCGUGAUGAAAUCCACCAGAGUAGACAAAAUCCUGUUGAACGGUAGAAGAGCGACUGGCGUGAGAGCCACCUUGAAGAAUGGUAGGUCGAUCGACAUAAGAGCCUCGAAAGAAGUGAUCAUCUCAGGAGGCACUAUCGGCAGUUCAAAGGUGCUGAUGCUUUCGGGUAUCGGUCCCAGGAGACACCUAGACGCGAUGGGAAUCCCUACGGUAGUCGACCUACCCGUCGGCGAGAAUCUCCAUGACCACAUGAUAUGGGCAGGACUUCGCGUAGGGUACGUGAACAGGUCGUCCACUCUUCCACGUCCGACGGUCGCGAUGGACGACACCUACGACUACCUGGUGCACAACGAUGGAUUGUUCACAUCAGUCGGGGGGACCGACGUGAUAGGUUUCGUCAACCUCUACAACUCGUCAGCAAGGUACCCAAACGUCCAGUUUCAUUUCGGCUAUAUCCCAAGGUGGCGCACGGACAUAGCAGCCACAGUUAUAAGCAAGUUCAACGUCGAGGAUGAUCAGAUACGAGAAAUUCAAAGGCAGGUAAUGGACUACGAUAUACUCGCGUGCUUUCCGGUUGUGUUGCAACCGAGAAGUCGCGGUAAGGUGGAGUUGCGCAGCACGAAUCCGGCGGAUCCUCCUAGGAUUUAUCCGAAUUACUUUGGCGAGGCGGAAGACGUGCAAACGAUGGUGAGGUCUGUUGAGACGUUGAGGGCCUUGGUGAACACGAACGCGUUUAGACGGCAAGGAAUGAAAUUGCUGUAUACUAAUAUUCCUGACUGUGCGAAUAGAACCCCCGAUUCGAGGGAAUAUUGGGAGUGUAACGCGAGGCAUCUCGCUGGCUCGCUGUUCCACUUCGUUGGAACAGCUAAAAUGGGCCCUGUAGGCGAUCGAACGGCAGUCGUGGAUCCCAGAUUGAGGGUGCACGGUGUCCUAGGGCUAAGGGUGAUCGAUGCUUCGAUCAUACCCAAAAUCAUCAGUGGGAACACUAAUGCUCCCACUAUGAUGAUUGCGGAAAAGGGGGCGAAUUUUAUUAAGCAAGAUUGGUCUAUAAGCACUCGCGGAGAACUAUAAAAGAUCUGUUUCAGGUAAGUGUCACGGAUAUCUGGCCGUGGAAAGUGAAAGAACGGUUUCUCCAUUAAUCGAGCGAGAAACCCCGCCGAAUUUUUAGAGCUCGAGUGGCGGUGUGUCGUGAAAAAAGGCAGGAGGCACGUAAUGUUUUGCAACCAAAGACUCUACGCAGAUUGUCGUAGAGAGGGAAAGUGAGAUGCCGUCUACGGUGACGUGCGAAAGAAUAUUUCUUUAAGAAGCAGAAUCUAGUUAAUAAAUUUGUUAUUCACCAUCUGGGCUGGGAUGUAUAUUAUUAAUUGAAAAGAAACAAACUUUAUGGUGCGAUUUGAGAUGAUUAAUAAGUAAAUCUAAGUCUGUACCCUAAAAGAAAAAGACUUUCAAUGCAUAUCGUUAUACACACGUUAGAAAAAUGUAAGAUAUCAAUUUCUUGUUAAAAUAUGUUAUUUAGGAUUCGAACAGGAAACUUCCACUUAACGUUCGUGUAUUUGUACUGUUCUUAAAUGUUAUAAGUAUAAAAUUAUAC